AUGCUCGAAAAGAUUACAAAAGUGUAUGCAAACCAUGGCAUGCCCAUCGAAUGCGACGUUUACACCGCCGUGCCCCCCGCAGGACCGGACGUACCCGUCGCGCUCUUCUUCCAUGCCGGUGCGCUGACGGGAUGGGGCCGAGACUGUGUCCCGCCAUGGCUGGUCCAGGCUUGUUAUAAGCAGAGGUGGCCGCUCAUCAGCGCGAGCUACCGGCUGAUGCCGCAGACAGGCACCGACGGUUUGGCAGAGGACGUGGCGGCGGCGUAUGACUUUGCGCAGAACUGGGACUGCGGCGACGAUGGGAGGAAGAAGCGGCGCGUCAUUGUCGUGGGUGCCAGCGCAGGCUUCUUUCUCGCCUCCUUCCUCGGACGCGCCGCCAGCCCGCCGCCGCUCGCGCUCCUCUCCAUCGCGGGCAUCAACACCUUCACGCACCCGUUCUACCGCUCCUCCGUGCUCCUGACCCCCUCGCCCACGCCCCCUUCCGCCGUCGCACCGGCCCUCUCCCCCGACUCGCCGCUCAUGGUCGGCCGCUCCGUACCCAACGGGCACGACGGCGCCGCCAGCUUCCGCGUCUCUGCUCUCCGCGAGGACGGCGCGCGCGAUCCGGCGUGGACGCCGCCGGUGGUGGAGGACGCGCGGACGGAGGGGCAGCGCGCGGUGGACGAGGCGCGCGGGCUGCUGUAUCGGUACCUGGUGCACGGGAACGAGUGGCCGGGGAUGACGGCGGCGCUGGACGGCGGGCGCGAGUGGGACGGCUGGGAGACGGAGCGUAGGGGGAGGUGGCCGAGGACGGUGGUGGUGCACGGGGAUAGGGAUGAGGCAGUGCCGCUGGCGGUGAGUGAGAGGCUGCGGGAGGUGAUGGGCGGGGAGCGGGUGACGGUGCUGGUCGCGGAGGGGAGGGAUCACUUGUUUGAGAGGGCGUUGUUCCUGGAGGACGAGGAGCCGGGGAUGGACGCGGUGAGGGCGGCGGCAGCCAAGUUGGUGGAGGUUGUGAAGGAGGAGUUGGCGUAG
Molecule: messenger RNA, 1011 nt
Organism: Cordyceps fumosorosea ARSEF 2679
Lineage: Eukaryota; Fungi; Ascomycota; Sordariomycetes; Hypocreales; Cordycipitaceae
Product: pirin
Exons: 3
Coding region: 1-1011 (336 amino acids)
Molecular function (GO): hydrolase activity
Source: RefSeq, a predicted model, not a curated record